This is a messenger RNA of Nycticebus coucang (slow loris), 2189 nucleotides long. RefSeq names its product caspase activity and apoptosis inhibitor 1 (gene CAAP1). NCBI's taxonomy places the organism in Eukaryota, Metazoa, Chordata, Mammalia, Primates, Lorisidae. The record is from RefSeq and is a predicted model, not a curated record. The coding region runs from base 74 to 1132 and encodes 352 amino acids. The transcript has 6 exons.
CCUGCCGCCGGAGCCGGGCAUCGGUCGCUCCGUAGACGGCGGACUUUGUUCGGAUGGUUGCUGCACAGGGAUCAUGACGGGAAAGAAGUCCUCCCGGGAGAAGCGGCGCAAACGUAGCAGUCAGGAGGCAGCCGCGGCGCUCGCGGCCCCGGACCUCCUACCUGCCCUGACCAGUAGCGGCAGUGGGAGCACCAGCGGCUGCGGGAGCGUCAGCUGCUGUGGGAACACUAGCUACAGUGGAAGUGUCACCGGCGGCGGCAGCGGCGGCAGCUGUUGGGGUGGGAGCAGCGAGCGGCGGAAGCGGAGGAGCACUGACUCAUCUUCCAGCGUCUCCGGCUCUCUGCCGCAGGAAACCAAGUAUCUUUUGCCAACUUUGGAAAAAGAGUUAUUCUUGGCAGAGCACAGUGACCUUGAAGAAGGUGGAUUGGACCUGACUGUGUCAUUGAAGCCAGUUAGUUUUUAUAUAUCAGACAAAAAAGAAAUGCUUCAACAGUGCUUCUGUAUUAUAGGAGAGAAGAAGUUAAAGAAGAUGCUUCCUGAUGUGUUAAAGAACUGUUCAAUAGAAGAAAUUAAAAAACUAUGCCAGGAACAAUUAGAGCUUCUAUCUGAAAAAAAAAUCUUGAAGAUUCUUGAAGGUGACAAUGGAACAGACUCUGAUGUGGAAGAGGAGGCAGAUGAUGGCUGUAAGAUGGGAUCUGAUCUAGUCAGUCAGCAAGAAAUCUGUGUAGAUUCUACUUCAUCCUUGAGAGAGAACAAGCAACCUGAAGGUUUGGAAUUAAAACAAGGCAAAGGGGAAGAUAGUGAUGUACUCAGUAUAAAUGCAGAUGCUUAUGACAGCGACAUAGAAGGCCCAUGCAACGAAGAAGCUGCUGCUCCUGAGGUCCCAGAAAAUACUGUCCAAAGUGAAGCUGGUCAGAUAGAUGAUCUGGAGAAAGACAUUGAGAAAAGUGUGAAUGAGAUUCUGGGACUGGCAGAAUCUAGCCCACAGGAACCCAAAGCAGCCACCCUGACUGUUCCUCCACCAGAAGAUGUUCAGCCUUCUGCACAGCAGCUGGAGCUGCUAGAACUUGAGAUGAGGGCAAGAGCCAUUAAGGCCCUGAUGAAAGCUGGUGAUAUAAAAAAGCCAGCCUAGUUUUUUAACUGGAGUUUAAUUUUGAGAUGUGUUUGAAUGAAGCCACAUCAUAUAAUUUUGUAUCUGAAGUUUAUUUUGGGUCUUAUAUGAUACUUCUCCUUUACCCCUAUUAGGUAAACUCAUUUGAGGCCUAAAAUACCUAUUUUUUUUAUUACUUUUAUAUUAUAGAUAUGUUAUUGUCUUAUGAAUUAAUGACAAAUAUAAUUGGAUAGCCUAGAUACUUAUUUAGAUGAGUAUUUAGGUAUGUCUGCAAAUUAGUAUCUUAAAAGCCAUUAGCAAAGAGUCAUGUUAUUAUUAUUUUUUUUAAUGUUUAAAUGUUUGGGCACCAAACCUAAAAGCUUCAGAAAAAUUGACCAAGCAUGUUUCUCUUAAGGCUACCUAUAUUUUGCAAUAGACUAUUAAAUUAUUGCUCCUAGAUUUGUUACAAUUUAAGAAAUUUAGUUUUGCUUAUAUACACUUUUAAAAUAUGUACUAUUUUGAAGAUGUCUUAUAUGGGUGUGGAUUUCCUAAUUAAAACUAAAUAAUAAUUUUGUUAUCAGGCUUAGAGAUAAUGAAAUGGCUGAGACUUUUUUUAAUAAAAGAAAGGAUUUAAGGCAGUUUUUAACAAUGUAGAGCUAAUUGCCCAUGUUUAAUUAACAGCAGACAAGCCUUUCUAACAGGUAUUCCAUACUGGUGGACACUUCUUUGUCAAGGUUUUUCCUUCCUUUGUCAAGGUUCCUUUCCUAAAAAAAGGAACAAGAUUUCAUUUACAUUCCAAAUUAUACAAGAUUUCAUCUGGCGGUGUUGCUUGAAGAUCUGAUGUGCUAUAAUGCCGUGAAUCAAAAAUAAUAAAAGGCUAUCAUUUCUGGAUCUGAAGACUUUGAUACUUUUCUGAAAGCAAAAUUAAUUUCAGGAACCUUUGAUAAGUUGUUAUAAUUAAUCUAAUUUUGUAUAGUUCUUGUAAAUUAACAUCUUGCCACAAUUGUAGAUGCUUUUUUUCUCCAUCACUAAUUGCAGUUGUUUGAUACCAAAAUAAAUUUAGGUAGAGACCCUUAACUUAAAAUAAACAUUUUUUUUC